Molecule: messenger RNA, 4173 nt
Organism: Echinostoma caproni
Lineage: Eukaryota; Metazoa; Platyhelminthes; Trematoda; Plagiorchiida; Echinostomatidae
Source: the annotation of a GenBank genome assembly
UGCCCUCUGGCCCCGUUGACUGAAGAUCAGCUGAAUUUGGCUUUGGUAUGCAAAACGCGUUCCGAGAAGCUCGAAACCGAGGUUCACGAGAAGGCCGAAUUGCAACAGCAUUUAGCCCGCAUUCGAAUCCAGUGUCCUCCGGUCACGGAUAAUGAUAUGCAGCCGGCACAUUUAGCUCAACUGGAAGCCCUUAUCACCGGUGGGGUGUUACCCAGUACCUGUCCGGGCGAUUCGCUUGGCAACGCAAGUCCCACCGCGGGUGCCAUCACCACCGCAACCACUGCUGCUGUAGCUACUACCAGCUUAGAUGAAGAAACUCGACAAUCGUGUACCAGCACACUAUCUGAUACUUCUCAGGACGUCAUCCACGGUGCUGUGGACAUCCCAUCGAUUACCACCGUCAGCACCAUUUCAGGUGGACCUGUUAGUGCCACUGUUCCUAUGCCGUUGGAAGCACCGGCGGACACGUGCAAAAUGGAUGGAGCUCCCUCCGAGGAGUCGAAUGCUGAGAUUGUCUCUGUGGAGAUGACAUCUAAAAUCCUACCAAGUCUCCCACAUCCACAGCCAGAAACAGCGGUCGCGACGACUUUAGAUGACCCAAUUAAAACAUCUGGAUCACCGCAUGCAUGUACUACCAUCGCGGAUACAGAGAUUCAGCCUCACAACAUGGUUCACGAUCCAGCAACUGCAAAGAUUGCUUCAGCUGACACAUUGGCUUCGGUAAAACCAGAAGGAGACGAUCAGAUGGGAACAGAUAUUGCUCACCCAGGCCAUGUACAAAUCUCUUCGUAUGGCAAACCUAGCAAGUCGGAAAUCUAUCCGACUUCGUCUAAUGCUGUGGAGUCAAAGCGCCCGGCCUCGGUGCCUUACCCGGCGAGUAUUGAUCAACCAAUGCCUAUCCGUCGGAAACGCUGUAAUAGUGGGAGCUCCGUUCCAAUACAAUCUAAACGUCCGGCAAUCAGUACACUUUUCGAAGUGAGCUUUACCACGACCGAGGUUCCUCGACCACCUUCUAAACAAACCGAAACCCCAUCGGAACCGGUUGAUACCACAUUUGUUGGACUCCUGUCCAAACAGAUUGACCAACAAGUUGCAAACACAUCGACAAUCAAAGUCCCGGAGCAGUCGUCUAUUUCAUCCACCAUAUUUGAAAUUAAGCAACCACCGCCGGACACCCCAAUCAAAGUACUACCCAGUACAACCGAACCCUCAGAGAGUUCUGCUAAACUGUCUAUCGAAUCGGCUAUCCGUAUCACAUUCACAGCGAUUGAUUACGAUUCACGACUGUCUCUAAUCGAACUGUGUCAACAGUUGCCCGGAUGCGAAAUCGUCGAAAAAGCCCAAGAUGCUACGCACUUGAUUUGCACACGUCUAUUACGCACUCCGAAAACGUAUUUGGCCCUUGCAGUCGGCUGUUAUCUGGUCACACCUAAAUGGAUCCAGGCGUCCGUUUUACGUGGCUGUUGGCUCGAUGAGACACCGUGGCUCCUAUCCGACCCGGAUUCCGAAGCCCAGUUAGGUUGUCAACUGCACCAGUCCAUUCACCGUUCUCGUCGUCGUCGAAUGCUCGGUCCGGAGGCCUACUUGUUCGCGGGUUUAGAAUUCUGGCUCUCUCCACGGGCUUGUCAUCGUGAAAUGUGUAUUGAACUGAUCAAAGCGUGCGGAGGUGUGGUGCGACUGAAAAGACCCACACAAAAGAUGGCAUUACUCCCGCAACCUCGCCAAUUGAUCAUUUGUCACGAAGAUGAUAGCCACGUAGCCAGUUAUCUAAUGCGAAUCAAAACGGGAAAUAAAGCCGUGCAUCAUGAGGAGUUUAUUCUCAGUGGUGUGUUGCGUCAGGAACUCGAUUUCGACGCAUACCAAAUACAGUAUGUGAGCACAUUGCAAACUGGACUUAAAGCUGCCGUGGCCGCCGCUGAAGCUGCAUUGGCUAAUUCUGGAUCGCAUCCAAUGACUACGGUUCUUCCGGCACCAACUUCGUUACGUUUUGUCACCGCUCAUUCAGAUGUUCCGAUUCCGGUCACGGCAGUCGCAUCUGUUCGAUCGAACCAACCGAGACUGGACCCAAACGUUCACAACAAGACAGUCGCAUUGUCUAUUACUACUACCACACAAACCGUCCCAAUUGUUUGUCAGGCUGCCCCGUGCAAUUCCGUUCAAAGAUCAGACCUAAUGCGUAUGGUUUCCGUCCCACUUUCUGCAUGUGUAUCUGAAAACCCCGGCGUUAUUUGUUCGCCUUUGGCCACCCGAACAGUGAAUGUGAUCUCACCCACAGUCACUACCCGCGUCCAGGCUUACCACCCGGCUCGUCCGGCCGAUUCCCAAUCGACUACGCGAUUACCACCCGAAGCAUAUGGUACCGUUCAACCCGGCACCGUCGUUCCAGAUUUUCGAAACCAGGCCAACCUCCCACGGCACACAUCCGAACCUAUUAUCCAUCAUACACACCCACCUCCCAUUCCUUUGUCACAUCAACACCAGCAGCAUCUUCAUCAUCCGCCAGUUCCGUCAACUGGAUUGCAACACCUUUUGGUCGGUUCGUCCACGGGUGAUGUAUCCAUUCCUACCUACCUGCCACCUGGCUACGCCGUUCCACGCACGGAUUCUCGUACGGAUCUCAGUAGCGCUGUUCGCCCUCCAUUGAGCCAAGAGGUUGCUUCCACCUCAUCCCAAAUGCUGAUCGCUUAUACCACUCCUACGGUUUCGACAGAUCCGAAUGGUGUUGCGCGUUUUGCACCGGGCAGCUCUAUUCCCUCAGCACUUGAUCCAGCCAGGUGUGUGGUAUUCGUCACAACCGCUCCACAUAUGUUAUCUGCGAACGCUCCGCUUCGUGUUCCCUCGGAUGCUGGACGUAUGGCACCUUCUGAGAUGUCACUGGAUAUGCACAAACCAAGCCCAAAACAACGGUCCAGCACACUACUCCUUUCGGGAAACACGAAUCCUAGUCCACAGUUGACCAACAUCGCCACCACCGGUAAUGUUCCUGUAAGCACUCAGAUAAGUCAAGCAAUACCGCGCCCUGUCACCGCCCUCACAGCAAUGAUUGUAGCCGCUGAGGCAAAUACAAAUGAUUUGGUUCCCAACCUACCUUUGGGUGAGACAGAUAUGGUGGUGAUGGGUCCCGUGUCUUCAUUCGUGUUGCCUAAACCAACUGGUUAUCACCGACCACUCAAUGCCCCCUCUUCCGCAAACGUUGUACCUGUUACAGCCUCCAGUACUGCUACUAGUGCGCUGAAUGCCCGAAGCGCGGCUGCUGAUGCACACGCGGUCGCCACAGCCACUGCUGCCGCGGCAAAUGCUUUGCACAGCGCGGAAGCUAAAGGUAUGGUUGUAGGUGUAAAACCCAACCCAGGUACUCUUUCUGUUCCAGUACCAACUCUUCGCAAUUCACAUGUGUACACUUCUGAAGUGGUUGCCGCCGAGACGAAGAAACGCAUGGGCAGCGGGGGAAGUAAUGUCUCCGGACCUUCGACUGCUCCGUCUGUUUUAUCCAGUGUCACUCCGCUUGACGAUGCGGUCAAAAGUCUGAUAACUAAUCAGCUUAGUUUCCAACCUCUAGCGGACAUUGAAAUGCGACAAUGCAACACCAUGGAAUCGGUGCAGACUAAUCCUUCCGAUAUGGGACCUUCCCGAUCUUUCUCUACUUCGGACAUUCCCACGUGUUUCGGUUUCGAAGAUAGUGUGGCCUCGUCCGCCGUUUCUCAGUUCUCCGUUGUGCACUCCGCACAUAGUUCAGUCCAGGUGUCCUCCGUAAACGCUGUCAACACCGUCACCACUAUGCAUUGCACUUCAUCCGAAUCGCGUGCCGAUACCGUCCCAUUUGGCUCCAAUUCAGCCAUUUCUCCAUCCAGGCAGGUCGAUGCAAUUCACGCCACUCUCGUCACUGCUGCAUCCAGUACAGAAAAUUAUUCAACAAACUCGAGCACAUCCACUGUUGUUGUGAUCAGUGAACCGACAAUUCUCGCAACAGGCACCACCGAGGUCGCGCCAUCAACGGUGGCCUUUUGGACAAAAACAAACAAUGAACCUGGAUCAAGCCCUUCCACAGUCCAACUGGCCGAGACUGUCAGUCUAGUUGCACCUCAAACGCAUUCCUCCACAGCGACAGAUAGCUGCACUACGACCGUCUGUUCUGACCCAGAACAAUCCGUGAUUCUAUCCACCACUGAAUAG